This is a messenger RNA of Mycotypha africana, 1350 nucleotides long. Its product is annotated as dihydrolipoyllysine-residue succinyltransferase E2 component. The transcript is spliced from 7 exons. Gene Ontology annotation, cellular component: oxoglutarate dehydrogenase complex. Gene Ontology annotation, molecular function: dihydrolipoyllysine-residue succinyltransferase activity. Gene Ontology annotation, biological process: tricarboxylic acid cycle. NCBI's taxonomy places the organism in Eukaryota, Fungi, Mucoromycota, Mucoromycetes, Mucorales, Mycotyphaceae. The record is from RefSeq and is a predicted model, not a curated record. Bases 1 to 1350 code for a protein of 449 amino acids.
AUGCAAUAUUCUCGUACAUCGCCUCUCAUUAGACGAUUGACAACUCGUCUGAGUCAUUCCGCAACACAGUCAGUGCGUCAUAUUUCACAAGUCAGAAAUUUACACAUUCAAGCUCCUGCAGCUUUAUAUACCGUUGGCUCAGAGCACUUAAGAUCAUCAAAUACCUUUCAAAAGAGUAUAUUUGCAAAUCAAAUCAGAACCUAUGCUGAUAAGGUUGUCAAGGUUCCUCAAAUGGCAGAAUCUAUUUCUGAAGGCACACUUAAGCAGUGGGUGAAACAGGUUGGAGAUUUUGUACAACAGGACGAAGAAGUUGCCACCAUCGAAACCGAUAAAAUCGAUGUCACUGUGAAUUCUCCUGCUUCAGGAACCAUCGUCGAAGUUUACGCUCAAGAAGAAGAUAACGUGUCGGUUGGCGCUGACUUUUUCAAAUUAGAGCUCGGUGAUGCACCAAAAGAAGGCGCUGCACCUCCCAAACCAAAGGAAGAACCCAAGCAGGAAGAAUCCAAACCUGUAGAAGAAAAGAAAGAGGAACCCAAGAAGGAAGAACAAUCCAAGCCAGAGAAACCUUCCACCCCUGCUGCUGCACCUAAGCCUUCUUCCUCUUCUCCUUCCUCUCCUGCCUCAUCCGAGACUGAAAAGGUCUAUGGCAGUCGCAACGAAACUCGUGUCAAGAUGAACCGCAUGCGUCUCCGUAUCGCCGAGCGUUUGAAGCAAUCUCAAGACACGGCUGCUUCUUUAACCACAUUCAACGAGAUCGAUAUGACCAACCUUAUGAACUUACGUAGUGAAUACAAGGAUGCCGUAGUCAAGAAACACGGUGUCAAGUUCGGCUUCAUGUCUGCUUUUGUAAAGGCCGCCGCUGAAGCAUUGAAAGAAAUCCCUGCUGUCAACGCUUCUAUUGACGGUACUGACAUUGUUUACCACGACUUUGUUGAUAUGAGUGUCGCUGUUUCUACACCUAAAGGUCUUGUCACACCUGUUUUAAGAAAUGUUGAAGAUAUGGGUUUCAUUGACAUCGAAAAGAAUAUUGCUGAACUUGGCAAAAAGGCUCGCGACAAUAAGAUCACAAUUGAAGAUAUGGCUGGCGGUACCUUCACUAUCUCUAAUGGUGGUGUCUUUGGUUCUUUGAUGGGCACUCCCAUCAUUAACUUACCACAGACUGCAAUUUUGGGUAUGCAUGCUAUCAAGGAAAGACCAAUUGCCAUUAACGGAAAGGUUGAGAUCCGUCCCAUGAUGUAUGUUGCGCUUACAUAUGAUCACAGACUUGUUGAUGGACGUGAAGCUGUUACAUUUUUAGUUAGAAUUAAAGAACUUGUCGAAGAUCCCAGAAGACUUCUUUUGGGUGUUUAA